Messenger RNA from Caenorhabditis elegans, 1013 nucleotides. RefSeq lists its product as uncharacterized. NCBI's taxonomy places the organism in Eukaryota, Metazoa, Nematoda, Chromadorea, Rhabditida, Rhabditidae. The coding region runs from base 281 to 934 and encodes 217 amino acids. The record is from RefSeq and is marked reviewed. The transcript has 6 exons.
AGAAUUAUUAGUGUCUCCAAAGUCUGAGAAUCCCAAAAACAACACAUCCGGCGUACUGGCGCCAAACCAAAUCGAGAAAUCAACCAACUGGCGUUCAUAAUCGGUGUGCCACUUCACUGUAACAUUUGUGUGGUAGAGUUCAGCAACAAUCUGAAGGAAUUUCGUAUGAAAGUGACGAUUGCUAUGGUUACCUCGCCAGCGUGGACAACACCGCCACAAUACGCGACGAGCAGGAAGAGAAGAGCAACGGCACUUCUCAUUUUUCUGAAAUCGUAUAGUAAUGGCUAAUCGGGAACUCGAAAGUCUUUACGACUACACCUAUGAAGAUCAUGACGACGAUGAUGAUCCUUACCUGUACUCGCCGAGAAUCACGUAUGAAGAUGCUCCAGACGACCAGCGAACUGUGGACACUGAAGAAGUAUCCAUUCCACACCGCCUCGAAGAUACUGAAUACCCUGUGACGCAGUCGGUUCCAUUCUACGGGCGCACCACAAACAACGCCGCUUAUACGUGGAAAGUGCCGCACGCAAGGGAGAAGAGAGAAAUAACUGAAUCUGAAACAGGAGAUGCUCCGAAAAUCCCCUUUUAUUCUGAAACCACCCACCGUAGCCAAUAUCAACCAUUUGAUGCAUCCGUCGCCAGAACACGCCUUUCGAGAAAAGCAUCCGCUUUGCCAGUAUCAAAUGUGCCGCUUGACACGCAAACAACAUAUAGGAAUUUGUUUCAAGAGCUCGAGAUUGGAAAACGUCAAAAGCUGAUUCAAACAUGUCCAGCAGAGAAGCUGAUACAUCAAACUGCGCUGCUCCGGAGUAUCCGACGAGAAAAUGGACACUACUUUUUAUCCGCCGAGGCUCUUCGCUCUUCAAAAUAUGUAAGAACUACUGCAGCUGCACCAACGCAACCAUCAACUCUACCAGUAGAGAAAUCAAAAUAAAAUUGUAAUGUGAAUAUUGCAUACUGUUACAUAUUUGUGCAAUGAUAAUUUAUUGAUAAUUUAUGAAAUUUAAUUUGGA